Agrilus planipennis (emerald ash borer) is the source of this 1680-nucleotide messenger RNA. Its product is annotated as serine/threonine-protein kinase 33-like. The coding region runs from base 260 to 1585 and encodes 441 amino acids. The record is from RefSeq and is a predicted model, not a curated record. The transcript has 7 exons. NCBI's taxonomy places the organism in Eukaryota, Metazoa, Arthropoda, Insecta, Coleoptera, Buprestidae. Gene Ontology annotation, biological process: protein phosphorylation. Gene Ontology annotation, molecular function: protein kinase activity; ATP binding.
UCUAAUUGACGGACACAGCCAUCAAGUGUGCAUGAAAUAAAAGCAGGUGCACAUGGAGGUUCCUUUAUUUUUUCAUUCUUUCUUUUAAAAACCAGAAUUCCGAUAAGCUUGUCUGAUGUAUUCUGUUAUCUACAUGUCUAAAACUGUUAACAAUUCAUAUGCCCAACAAAAAAUGUAUCAAGUGAACACUAUAGCAGUAAAAAGUCAAAACAAAAUUAACCAGAAUGACAUUUAAGUUUACAUUAUUAAUUAAUUUUUCAUGUCGGUGCCAAACGAUAAACAACGAAAUGUACGUUUCAAAAGUAAUUGUAUGUUGUCAGGAAUAAGACAUUUUACAGAUAGAGCCAUCAACACAGAUUUAACUUACGCGUCAAUGCGACUAAAAGAAAGAAACGUUAUGCAAAUAAGAAUAAGAAAUAUUGAAGAACUAAUGGAUUGUUUCAUUUUCGGAGAAGAAUUGGGAAGAGGAAAUUUCGCCAGAGUAAUUUCGGUCAAAGAUAUUUGUACUGAUAAUCACUGGGCCCUUAAAAUAAUCGAAAAACCUAAUACAUUUGAUAAAAUGAAAUAUAUACAACAUGAAAUUGACAUUCUAAAAUUAGUUAAUCAUCCUCACAUAAUAUACCUAAAUAAGAUAUAUGAAUCUUCUUCCCAAAUUUUACUAUUAUUAGAAAAAUGCGCAAAUACACUACUUUUGGAAUAUAAAAGACGAAGAAAAUUUAAUGAAAAAGACGUGAAGAAAAUGAUUCAAGAAACGGCCAGUGCAAUAACAUAUUUACAUAAGCAUGAUAUUGUGCAUCGCGACCUUAAGUUAGACAAUAUAUUAUUGGGAAAAAAUCCAAGAGAUCCUAAAGACGCCCUCUACGUUAAACUGAGCGAUUUCGGAUUGAGUGCAAUGAAAUCAGGUGUGGGCAUAUCAUCUAUGUUCCACGAUUUCUGCGGAACGUUAUCCUAUAUGGCUCCCGAAAUGUUAACCAAACCUACUUACAGUCAGCAAUGUGACAUUUGGUCUCUCGGAGUGAUUAUGUACACACUUCUGGCAGGACAAAUGCCGUUUAAUGGUAUUACCGAAGAAGAAUUGAUAACGGAUAUUAUUAACAAUGAUCCUCUAUAUACUAAUAUAAAUAUAUUAAGUCCAGAAGGAUUUAAUAUACUUCAGCGAAUGCUGCAUAAAGAGCCAGCAAACAGGAUCACAGCAGCGGAAAUUAUGAUACAUGGUUGGAUAACCAACGAUCCAAAACAAAAUAAAGGUGCCGAAAAUGUUCUUGAUAUGAUGAAACGAUGGAAAUCCGACUUGAAGGUACCAACACUGGGUACAGAAAGCGACUGGAUUUCAUCUCCACAAAUGUCUACCACUAGUUCAAAUCCGUCUGGCAUUAAGAGGGUCAGUAGACAAUCAGUACCGGUGGCCAUUCAAAAUAUUGAAUUCAAUAAGAAUCGAAAAGUACCAAUAAUUCAUGUUGAACAGAAAGAAAAUAGAAGUGUCAAUAAUCAAAAAAUAACAUCAAACAUAGAUCACAAUGAGUAUAAAGCAGGGCCUUCUAAACCUGUUAUAACUAAAAGAUCUCAACAGAAAACCAAAGAAUAAUGGCAAAAAAAACUUGUACAGAUGGUACUCAACGCAAUUAGAUCUUUCAUUAAAUAACUAUUUCAUCCUAAUUUAACAAGUCCCUUUUGUUAAAU